Rhipicephalus microplus (southern cattle tick) is the source of this 996-nucleotide messenger RNA. Its product is annotated as CCR4-NOT transcription complex subunit 7 pseudogene. NCBI's taxonomy places the organism in Eukaryota, Metazoa, Arthropoda, Arachnida, Ixodida, Ixodidae. The record is from RefSeq and is a predicted model, not a curated record.
AUGUCUGGUGUCAGCGAAGCGUUGAGUAAGUUGAGCUUCAACAGCAGCAGCAGCGGCAGCAGCAGCUCCAAUGAUGUCAGUCUAAGCGCCUCUUCCACAGACAACAGGGCCAGCGAAAUCCGCGAUGUUUGGGCCUACAACCUCGACGAAGAGUUCUACACCAUCAGGAGCCUUGUUCGAAGAUACAACUACAUCGCCAUGGAUACCGAGUUUCCUGGCGUCGUAACGCAGCCCGUUGGAACAUUCCGAAGCUCACCGAAUUACCAAUACCAAAUGAUGCGUUGCAAUGUGGACUUACUCAAGAUUAUCCAGCUGGGUAUCACCUUUUUCGAUGAGCAUGGCAACAAGCCCGAACACGUCUCUACCUGGCAGUUCAACUUCAAGUUUAGCUUGUCGAAAGACAGGUUCGCGCAAGACUCGAUCGACCUCCUGGUCAAGUCUGGUAUAAAGUUUCGCAGGCAUGAAGUGGAAGGCAUUGAGCCGUAUGAGUUUGCCCAGUUACUCAUGAGUUCAGGACUUGUUCUAUUAGACGAAGUUAAGUGGCUCACUUUUCACAGUGGCUACGACUUCGGCUACCUGUUGGAGAUGCUUACCGGUCAAAACCUGCCUGUGGCUGAGACAGAUUUCUUUGAGACGCUAAAACUUUAUUUUCCCUGCAUUUACGAUGUCAAGUACCUAAUGAAGAGUUGCGGAAGCCUCAGAGGAGGCCUGCAGGAAGUGGCUGGGCAGCUUCAGAUCGAAAGAGUCGGAUUACAACACCAAGCGGGAAGUGACAGCUUGCUUACCGGGGAGACUUUUUUCAAGAUCCGAAAAGUGUUUUUUCAAGACAAGCUGGACGACGCGAAGUUCUGUGGUUUCCUGUACGGUCUGGGCGCGUCUUACGGCACCUACGGUGACCAAACGUUCGAAGUUGACGCAAGCGCACACCAUAUUGCUCAGAUGCUAUCGAGGUCCCCCCUGGUCGUCUAUUCGAAACCGGGUCCAAAAACGUCGUGA